Messenger RNA from Physella acuta, 2537 nucleotides. Its product is annotated as anaphase-promoting complex subunit 4. Lineage: Eukaryota; Metazoa; Mollusca; Gastropoda; Physidae. Gene Ontology annotation, biological process: protein K11-linked ubiquitination; anaphase-promoting complex-dependent catabolic process. The record is from RefSeq and is a predicted model, not a curated record. Gene Ontology annotation, cellular component: nuclear periphery; anaphase-promoting complex. Gene Ontology annotation, molecular function: protein binding.
AGGGCGUGAACAUAAACGGGUUGAGAGAAUUUAGACUAUCUAGACCUAAUACAAUCUAAUAGGCCUACAUAUUUUACAUUUUAACAAAGGACAUAACAUGAGUGAAGAACCAAAGCGGUUUAAGCUACGUGAGGAAAAACAUGUGGUUGCAGAAAUUGAAAUUAUGGCUUGGUCACCAACUAUGGACCUCCUGGCUCUGGCUAAUGUCAAUGGUGAUGUGUUAGUGAACAGACUGUCCUGGCAAAGGGUUUGGUCAUUGCCACCUCCCACUGAGGGAGACAAAGUUGGUGGAUUUGCCUGGAGACCAGAUGGGAAAGUUAUUGCUGUGGGCUAUAAAUCUGGCGUGUUGAGGAUCUGUGAUGUUGAAAAAGGUGAUUUGGUCUACGUGGGUAGUGUCAAAGGUGGAGUAACAUGUAUAGAAUGGCAGGAGCAGUCCAGGCAUAUGUGUGAGAAGCCUGAACGCUAUGCUGAAGACAACUCCGCCAGCUACCUACCUACUGCACACCAACUCAAUUCCUUAUACAGUGAUAAUAAUUUGUCAAAGGAUCAGUCAGGUCUUGAGGCUUAUGAAAGAUUCAGGUCCUUAACAGCACAGAGAGAGUUGAAUAUGCUAAUGGUUGGCACAAGCUUAAGUGAAGUCAACUUGUUCUCAUAUGGAGCAUUCCCCACUGGUGUGAUUGAUGUUUCAGUUGAUGAUGUUUCAGGGUGCCAGCAUGUUGACUCAGCCAUCAUUUCUCCAGAUCUGAGCUGUCUCUCUGUUGUUGUUAAAUCCAUCAGUGAUGGGCAAGUGAGCUUCUGGAAUAAAACUUACAGUACAUCCUUACUACUGGCAAGACAUGAAGAAAUCAGAAUUUUAUCCUCCAAAUAUGUGAUGAUAGCAUCAGCUCAGAUGGAACUUCAUGUCAUCAUACAACAAAUGUGUGAAGCCUGGGAAGAAAUCCUUCGAGAGAUGGACUCAAAGCUUCUUAAAUUUGCUGAGACCAAGAGGCAAGGUAACCAAGGAUCCAUUAGCAACGACUUUCUGGAGCUGCUGCUCUUUGGGACAACUAGCUUGGAGCUACAAUCUUUUCUGCUUCAAGAUUUGACAGAUAAGGGUCUGAAGAAACUUGGCUUCUCUAUUGAAAAUUCCUAUUCAAACAUUCAAAAACUUGUGGUUCGCCAGCUGCAAAGGGUCAGCCAGAACAUAACCUCUCACCUGAGUGACCUCCACGGCAUGUCCCAGUGGUACGACAAGUUUGGGGUUCUGGGGCUGGGGACUGCCACAGUACAGAAGGCUGUCAAGAUGGCUGGAGCCUUUGCUAUCAGUGCCAGUGAACUCCAACAAGUGAUAGAUACAAGCAUAAAAAACUUCAAGGCAUUUUUUCGUUGGCUGUACAUAGCUAUUCUCCGACUGUCCAAUGAAAAUCUACCUCCUGAUAUUAACAAGAUGACUCAACAUGACAUUAAAUUUGUGGCUGACUUUCUGAGGGACAACUUCAGUCAUCUAGGAGAGGUCAGUGAUUCCGAGGAAGACAGUGAGCUGGACACAUCACUUGCCAGUGUUGAGAAGCCCAGCAGACAGGGCUUCAAGCUAGAAAAGGUGGGCCAGUAUCUCAAGAAGGAAGAUCUUGCGCAGCCACCAAACUACAAUGAAAACCCAUGGGUGCAGUUCUUAAACACCACAAACUAUAAAGCAGAUAGUCAGAUUCUGUAUCCCUGUUUGCAUGGCAAGUCCAUUGUUCAAAGAAAAGAUCUGCUAGAUGAAGCUAUAGCCAAAGCUGUGAUGGAACCAACAACUGUCAUUGGUAAUUCCAUGAGAGAGGUUAUGUCAUUUCCCUUGAUCUCCGCAUCAGAAAUCUCACAACCUGACCUUCGACCACCCAAAGUUUGUCAGUUUACUGAUGAGGAGAAAGGUGUGUUGUGGACUGUCUAUGUCAAACAUCAGUUGCCUUGUGAGUGGAUGUACCUGAUGAAGCACACAAUCGACAUGACAGAAAAUAGUGAAAUUGAGGUUCUACGCAUAUCUGUUGGGAAAUUCAUGGAAUCACUAGAGGAACCACUGGAAAAGCCGUGUGAGAGACACAUGUUUGUAGACGUGGCCGUGUUCAACAGCCAGACCCUGACGCUACUACUGCAGGAGGAGCACGAGGAGGACACGGCUCUGCUGCUCCAGCUCCCACUAGCCCUGCUCCCGGCUGCACAGUUCACCCGUGCUCAACACAUCCACUUCAAUCCCGACAUGCACGUAGAGACGGUGGAUGUUGGACCGCUGCUGUCUAAAGCUGGCGUCAACUAUCAAAGUAAUGCGGUGGGUCACUCCAUCGCUGUGGGAGGUCUCAGAACUACAGCUUCAAUGCUGCUUCGGUCACAGAGGAGAAUUCGUUUAUUUUUACUGGAUGAUGGUGACGGGAACGAUGAUGAGGACGAGGAAGAAGAAGAGACGAAAGAUGAGAGCACACAGCUAGACGACAGUGCCGCGGACAGCACAAAGGAAGAUGUCGACGUGACAGGAGAAGAUGAUAACAAAGAGAAUGAUAUGGCUGAUUAGAGGGAGAGAA